AUGAAUCAACGGACAACUGCUGCAGUUCGAACACCAGCCGGAUGUACAACACCGCUUGAGAACAGUAGAUCAGUGUCCUGCAUCAUUCUAGCACCAUCACGACGUCCCUUGGCCGAUCUCGAGUAUGCUGACGACGUUGUUAUAUUCGCGGAAAGCAGUACGAAACUUCAUCAUGUUGUCAACCUUGUAUCGAAGCUGGCUGCAGCCUAUGGACUACGUCUACACCCUGAUAAAUGCAAACAGAUGUGGAUAUCUUCGAGACCUCCAACGGGAAUCAGGGUGAACAAACAACCGAUAGAACUCGUCGAUGAGUUCCGUGACCUGGGCUUCAGCUGUAUACUGAAAAACAACUACGAGAAGGCAGCUACGAGAAAGAUAUUCAGCAAAGAUGCGCUAAGACCAAUUCUGCAUUUAACUCCUUAA
This is a messenger RNA of Necator americanus (New World hookworm), 423 nucleotides long. RefSeq lists its product as uncharacterized. NCBI's taxonomy places the organism in Eukaryota, Metazoa, Nematoda, Chromadorea, Rhabditida, Ancylostomatidae. The coding region runs from base 1 to 423 and encodes 140 amino acids. The record is from RefSeq and is a predicted model, not a curated record. The transcript is spliced from 2 exons.